This is a messenger RNA of Endocarpon pusillum Z07020, 339 nucleotides long. RefSeq lists its product as uncharacterized. Bases 1 to 339 code for a protein of 112 amino acids. The record is from RefSeq and is a predicted model, not a curated record. The transcript has a single exon. NCBI's taxonomy places the organism in Eukaryota, Fungi, Ascomycota, Eurotiomycetes, Verrucariales, Verrucariaceae.
AUGUCGAAGCAUACAAUGAGUAGGCGCGAAAUCCUGCGCGGCAAGCUCCAAGACCUUUUCCUUUCCGUUCGGGGUAGUAUGAAUCCCUAUUUCAGCAUCGCAUACUUGUACGACAUUGGGGUCGAUAUCUCGCAGUUCAAUAUCGCCCAGGAAACAUUACAAGGCGGUCCAUAUUUUCGUCCAAUGUCUCAGGAACGUUUGUCUUCCCUCGACAAACGGCCAGAUAUGUAUCAGAUUCCAUUCUGGGAAGACGACCGUUACCCUUCUAACGCCGAUGCCUACAUGGUCCAAACUGCUAUCAAUGAUCAACUUUGUCGUUCGAGAGAUGAUGAUGUCUGA